This is a messenger RNA of Rhizoctonia solani, 303 nucleotides long. Its product is annotated as Retrotransposable element Tf2 protein. NCBI's taxonomy places the organism in Eukaryota, Fungi, Basidiomycota, Agaricomycetes, Cantharellales, Ceratobasidiaceae. Gene Ontology annotation, molecular function: chromatin binding. The record is from RefSeq and is a predicted model, not a curated record. The transcript has a single exon. Gene Ontology annotation, biological process: negative regulation of transcription by RNA polymerase II; chromatin organization. Bases 1 to 303 code for a protein of 100 amino acids. Gene Ontology annotation, cellular component: pericentric heterochromatin.
AUGCGCAUACACCCAGUUUUCCACAUCAAUCUUCUGACAAAAUUCCAUCCUGAUCCUCAUGGGCGCAACCCUCCUCAACCUGCACCAGUUAUCACAGAAGAAGGUGAAGAGGAAUAUGAAGUAGAAAGAAUUCUGGACAGUAAAUGGAAAGGAUGCGGUAAAGCAGGAAAAUUGUGGUACUUGAUCAAAUGGAAGGGAUAUGAUGAAGGGAGUAAUUCAUGGGAACCAGUGGAUAAUGUGGAUAAUGCUCAAGAAGUAAUAGAGGAGUUUCACAAGGAAAACCCUGAUGCAGUUGGAGCUUGA